AUGUCAAUUGUGUGGCUCAACGAGCAUAUCAACCAUUAUGCUGGCGUCUCCUCUCCUCUCCCCUCCCCACUCGGCUACUAUUCAAACUGGUCGUGUCUAUACAACCUCUGGGUCCUCCGCUUCCGCGAGUCCGACACGGCGCGCUUGUACGUCGGCGGCCAGCAGGAGGGCUUCACGCGCCAGGCUGUCUGGAAGGAGCGCGGGCUCUCCAUCGUCACCAAAGUCUGGCCGCUCCCCGCCGGCUCCCAAGAGCACGAGGCGCUGACGCGCGCGUUCGAGACCAGCCUCAGGGUGUUGGGUGCCGACUCCGUAGACGUACUUGGGACCCCCGGGCUGAGGAGCGGCUUCGAUGCUACUGGCCGACGCGCGAGCGCAGAUAUUUUACCUCUACUCGCCUGUGGCCGAGAUCGCGACGACGUGCGCGCGGCACGACUGGGCGCGGCCUCCGGCGUCGCCAUCGGCUUCUCGAACCUCCACCAGCUCACCGACAACCUCAGCUACCUCGAGAAGGGCCCGCUCGACGACGAGAUCGUCGAGGUGCUCGAGGGCGCGUGGGGGGCGUCCAAGGGCGACAUGGAGCCCUACUGGCAGAUGCCGAUGGUCUACGGCUACGACACCGAGAAGGCACUCUUCGGGCCCGAUAGCAAGUGA
Durotheca rogersii is the source of this 651-nucleotide messenger RNA. RefSeq lists its product as uncharacterized. The record is from RefSeq and is a predicted model, not a curated record. The transcript has 3 exons. Bases 1 to 651 code for a protein of 216 amino acids. Lineage: Eukaryota; Fungi; Ascomycota; Sordariomycetes; Xylariales; Xylariaceae.